Molecule: messenger RNA, 1399 nt
Organism: Papaver somniferum (opium poppy)
Lineage: Eukaryota; Viridiplantae; Streptophyta; Magnoliopsida; Ranunculales; Papaveraceae
Product: pectinesterase 31-like
Exons: 6
Coding region: 236-1183 (315 amino acids)
Biological process (GO): cell wall modification
Molecular function (GO): pectinesterase activity
Source: RefSeq, a predicted model, not a curated record
UUCUUCUAGGAGACCGCUGCGGCUAGUAGUUGAGCUUUUUCUGGGUGAAUCAAUAAUCAUUUUUGUUAAGAUAAUGAUCCCAAAUUAUAAUUGUAAAUUAAAAAAAUAUAAAAGGAAACCCAAAACAUCACUAUAAAUAGAUCCUAGUUAUUGCUCCUCUGACGGAACACAGAACUCUGAAACUUGAACCAGCUGAAUUGAAUACUCAUCUACAGAGAAGGAGAAGAAGAAGAAAAUGGCAAGAGUGAUCAAAGUAUCACAAGAUGGGAGUGGAGAUUACAAAACAGUACAAGAAGCAGUAGAUUGUAUUCCUCUUAGGAAUGCAGCUAGAAUCAUCAUCCAGAUAUCACCUGGUAUUUACAAACAACCUAUUUACAUUCCAAAAACCAAAAAUUUCAUUACUUUUUCUUCAUCCCACCCUGAAGAUACAAUUCUUACUUGCGAUAACACUGCUACCAAAAUUAACCAUCAUCAGGGUUCAAGGUUGAUUGGGACUGGAACGUUUGGGUGUGGUAGUGUAAUUGUUGAAGGUGAAGAUUUCAUUGCUGAGAAUGUUACCUUUGAGAAUAAUGCUCCUCAGGGUUCAGGACAAGCUGUAGCUCUUAGAGUAACUGCUGAACGGUGUGCUUUCUACAAUUGUAGAUUUCUCGGAUGGCAGGAUACCUUGUAUUUACAUUAUGGAAAACACUAUUUGAAAGAUUGCUACAUUGAAGGAAGUGUAGACUUCAUAUUUGGCAAUAGCACUGCUCUUUUAGAACAUUGCCAUAUUCACUGCAAGGCACAAGGAUACAUUACAGCGCAGGGUAGGAAAUCUGCUGACGAACCCACAGGUUACGUGUUCCUCAGAUGUACAAUUACGGGCAAUGGAGGAAAUUCGUAUGCAUAUCUUGGGCGACCAUGGGGACCUUUUGGAAGGGUGGUCUUUGCGUACACAUAUAUUGAUGAUUGUAUCAAACAUGAAGGCUGGCAUAACUGGGGCAAAUGUGAAAACGAAAGAAGCGCUUGUUUCUACGAGUACAGGUGUUUCGGACCUGGUUGUUGCCCCUCUAAGCGGGUUAAUUGGGCUCGUGAAUUGAUGAAAGAAGAGGCGCAACAGUUCCUGAUGCAUCAAUUUGUUGAUCCUAGUUGGGAAAAGCCAUGGAUGGCCCAAAGGAUGGGACUGAAGAUACCCUAUUCUGCAUGAUCACACUUCUUACCAGGAGCUGCCAAGAAGAUGUCUAUCUCGACAAUGUCGAUGGAGUUUUUCAAUAAUGUCAAAUAUCAAUAAAGUCAUAAACUAGUGAAAUAAGAAAGACUUAGCUGGUUGUAUAAAGCUAAUGUCCCAACUGCUUGCAACUCCUACUUUCAUGUACUACGCGUUCCCAUUAUUGUACCGCUAGAUAAAUCAUUUGUAUUCAGU